Messenger RNA from Pistacia vera, 405 nucleotides. RefSeq lists its product as uncharacterized. The transcript is spliced from 3 exons. Bases 1 to 405 code for a protein of 134 amino acids. The record is from RefSeq and is a predicted model, not a curated record. NCBI's taxonomy places the organism in Eukaryota, Viridiplantae, Streptophyta, Magnoliopsida, Sapindales, Anacardiaceae.
AUGGGCUCAGCUGGGUUCUUUUUGAUAUGUAUUUUGCAUUCUGUUCUAGCUCUAACAUGUGGAACCUUUAUGAUGUUUUACACCGAGAGAUUUCAGUUGUUUAGUCAUGGUAUUGAGGUUGCAACAUUUGUUAAAGAUCGAGAAUUCCAGAGCUUCUUUGCUAAAGGGUGUGUUCUUCUUCAUGUUUCAGUAGCUGUUUGGAGAGUUUACUUCGGAAGGGCGCUUGAGGAUCUUGCUCAUGAUUUGCCUAGGCAGGUUGUUGGAAUAUUGCAUUACUCUUUCAUGGAUUUUCUUUCUUGUGUAUUCAUGGAGAGAAAUUGCAGGGUGAAUCUUUACUGUUUCGGAUAUUUGGAGAGCAAGCGCAAACUAGAUCCGGGUUAUGGUGGUGCAUUGCUCUGUUUCUGA